CUAGAUCCUAUUUUCACGCAUCACAUUCGGAUUUCACAGAUCUUGCUGUUCUCCUUAGCUCGCACUCGCCGGAUCUCUGCUCCCUCCAAUCUUCCUUCGGCUCUUCCCACUACCGCUGCUUCCACUGCUGGUAACGUCGUGGCUGAUUACGCCACUGCUCCCAUAGUGUCUCCUCCUGUCUAAGAAAUGAAUUUAGCAUCUUUUGAUGCUUCGAUCGAACAACCUGCUAAAGCUCUGGAUCUCCAACACACUGUUCCGUCUCCACCUCAGGAUAUUCGGUCUUCUUUAGUCAUUCCUCCUUCGAUCGGAGCCACUUCCAUGGCUGCUCCGGCCAUGCCUUCAAGAUCCAUCCCUCCCGUGACCAUUGGUAAUGUUCUUCUCACUAAUCUUGGUCCUCACAAUGCCGAUCCCGUUUCUUUGCAACUUUCCUCUCACGAUUGCCCAACCAACGAAGAUAAUCCCUAUUUCGUUGGCUCUGGUGACCAUCCCGGGUUGAUUCUUGUGACUCCUCCCUUGUUCGACCAUAACUUUCAGCAAUGGCGUCAGGAUUUUCACUUGGCUCUUGAAGAUAAGAACAAAACUGGCUUCAUUGAUGGAACUCUUCCACAACCCGAUCCUACUAGUCAUCUCUUCCAUUCUUGGAUCCGCUACAACCAAAUGGUAAUGUCUUGGAUUAUUCAUUGUGUUUGUUUAGAUAUUAAGAGUAGUGUUAUGUUUCUUGAUACUGCUUAUAAGAUGUGGAUUGAGCUUACUAACCGUUUUAGUCAAGGGAAUGGACCUUGUCUUGUUGAACUUCAAGAAUCUCUUACAGAUUUACGAUAAGGAGACGAAUCUGUCAAGCCUCCGCUGACAACGCCAAGUUUUAGAACCAAGAAAAGGUCUUUCAAUUUCUUACUGGCCUUAACAAAUCAUACCAGGUGGUUCGUGAUCAAGUGUUAAUCACCGAACCCUUCCCAUCUCUAUCGAAGGUGUUCUCUACUAUCAUUUAGCAUGACCGACAAAAGAAACUCUGCAUUCUCUCGAACCUCAUCACUGCCACUUCAUCUCAGUCCUCAAAUCCUCCUUGCAAUAAGAAAAUGCAACCUUUUUGUACUCACUACUCGAAACCAGGACACUUGAAGGAGAAAUGCUAUAUUCUCCAUGGUUUCCCUCCCAAUUAUUUUGACAAGCGCAAAUCUGACUCUUUACAGCGCUCCACUUCAGAUCGGGGUUCCCUUGCCAAAGGUCCGGCUGCUAACCAAGCUUCCACUUCCCACUCUGUUUCGGACAAACUUGCUUUGCUGCAAGAAAUAAUUUCACAGCUUACUCAAUAGAUUCAACAUGCUCAACAGGCUCAAUCAACAGUUGAUAUCAAAACUCCAUUGGCCUCUAACCUCAUUGUUUAACCUCUUGUCGGUCACAUCUAUUGUUCAAGAUCCAAAAUAUUUAGUCUUAUUCUCACAUUCUAGUUGUUCUAUUCAGAACACUAGUCAGAAUCUACAGAUUGGGAUUGCUAAUCGCGUUGGAUAACUUUUUUUUCUCUAACAAGAAAAUAAUUGUACUUGUCAUUUUGUUCAAACCAAUAGAUCUUGUAAUGAUGUACACAAAUGGCAUUUACGCCUUGGGCGUCCCUCUUUACGGGUUACUAAAUCCUUGAAUUUUUUUUUCAUUUUAAUGAUUCUGACUCAUCUUUGUUUCCUUGUCAUGUAUCUCAUUUAGCUGCGCAAAAAAAGACUACCCUUUAAUUUGGCUAAUAAUAUGGCUCCUACUGCAUUUGACUUAAUUCAUUUGGAUAUUUGGGGUCUUUUUCACACAACCAACAUAGAAGAUUAUUGAUAUUUUCUUACUAUUGUUGAUGAUCACACUAGAUUUACUUGGGUUUA
Molecule: messenger RNA, 1862 nt
Organism: Cannabis sativa
Lineage: Eukaryota; Viridiplantae; Streptophyta; Magnoliopsida; Rosales; Cannabaceae
Exons: 2
Coding region: 187-822 (211 amino acids)
Source: RefSeq, a predicted model, not a curated record